AUUUUCCCCAUCUCUCUCUCUUACAUCCUGUGGUUGCACCAUUGGGUAGCUUAGCACCUUCUGGCACCUCGCUCUCCCUUACCUUUGCCCUACACAUCAUCAGCAACAAUGGGUUUCCAGAAUGUCCCCGCAUGGCUGGAUGCACUCUACACUCAGAAGUUCUUCGCGGCAUGCUCGUACCAUGAGAACGCAAAGAAGAAUGAGAAGAACGUAUGCUGCUUGGAUUGCUGCAUCAGUAUCUGCCCCCACUGCAUCAUCAACCACCGGUUCCACCGUCUUCUCCAAAUCCGGCGUUACGUGUACCACGAUGUCGUCCGGCUCGAAGAUCUCCAGAAGCUCAUCGACUGCUCCAACGUUCAGGCAUACACGAUUAACAGUGCGAAGGUGGUGUUCAUCAAGAAGCGACCGCAGAACAGACAAUUCAAAGGGUCAGGGAACUAUUGCACUUCAUGUGAUAGAAGCCUCCAAGAACCCUUCAUUCAUUGCUCCUUAGGCUGUAAGGUGGACUAUGUGCUGAAGUACAAGAAGGAUCUUUCCCCAUACUUGAGGACUUGCACAACCCUACAACUUGGGCCCGAUUUCCUUUUCCCACAAGACAUGUACUUUGGUGACGAAGAGACGACCCCACACUCGACGGUCGUGGAUUCUGACGAGCAGAUGAUGAGCUGCUCAUCAGGAUCAUCCGGGUCAGAGAUCCACAACGCAAUCGGGAACAUUGGGAAUUUCGUUAGGAAGAAGCGGAGCGGCCUGUAUGUGUGCGCAAGGUCGGCUAGCAAGGUGUCCGACGAGGACGACAUGGCCACAAGCUAUAUGAGUAGAAGGAAAGGAAUUCCUCAUAGAUCACCACUUUGUUAAAUUUUAGCCAAAAUAGCCAAAAAAAAAAAAAAGAAUGAAGAAGAAGAAGAGAAGAAGAAGAAGAAGAAUAAUACCAUCAAUUUCUAAUUUUCAUUUAAAAUUCAAUUCUAAAUUUGGUACUUUGACUGAUUA
Messenger RNA from Punica granatum (pomegranate), 987 nucleotides. The record is from RefSeq and is a predicted model, not a curated record. Lineage: Eukaryota; Viridiplantae; Streptophyta; Magnoliopsida; Myrtales; Lythraceae.